AUGAUUCAAAUACAAAAUACAGACGCGUUAAAGCUUGAGUUUGAUAUUGGGACUAUUUUGGAAACUAAUCCACUACUGCCUGAUGAAGUUCUGCCCGAUAUUCUUACAGAAAUUCGUCUGUCACUAGUAGAUGCCGAUAAUAUUGAUAAAAUGGAACUGUUGGACAUUGUUCGAAGACAAGUAUUAAUUCAAGAGUAUUACGUUAAUAAACGUGAUACAAUUAAAGAUUUUAAACUGAUUACUGAUGAACGUACGUGUUAUCGAAAGUGUAAGGACAUAAAUAAUCGUGUGGACAUAUGCCUUGAUUGGCGUGAGAUAUGUGACAAUAAAAUUGAUUGUUUUGAUUUGUCGGAUGAAGAGUAUUGCUUCGAGUUAGAAACAAAUAGAUGUAACGAUGAAUUUGAGUAUCGGUGUAGAAAUGGACUAUGUAUUGAUAAAAGUUUUUCAUUUGAUAAUUAUCCAGAUUGUCUCGAUUAUAGCGACGAAACUAAUAUGUUGGAUCGUUCGCUUUAUGAUAAUUGUUUUGUUCAAUUCAGACCCGAUUGCGAAGAUCAUUUUUGUGGUUCGACGUAUUUUUCUUGUGGUGAUGGACAAUGUAUAGAAAAUUUAAAAGAAAGUUUUACCAACAAUCAAUGUUAUAAUACAUAUGAUAAAGCUUAUUUGUCACAGAUUAGCGAAAAGAAUGAUAACAUAUAUCAUGAAAAAUGUAAAAAUGGAUUAUUUCGGUGUUCAGUAACUUUAAAUCUAUCUACUUGCAUAUCGAAUGAACGUUUACUGGAUGGUUUUACGGACUGCGGUAACUCUCGUGAUGAAACGAUUGAUUACACUGAUGUGUGCGCAUUGAAUUUAUCUGAUCGAUUCCAGUGUAUAAAUACGAAUCAAUGUAUACCUAGAAGAAUGAUUAAUAAUAAAAAUUCAGACUGUCUAGAUGAAUCAGAUGAAUACCACUUACCAAGCUGCGGGCGCGAAAGAAAUCCAGUUUUCAAUGAAUUUGUAUGUUACUGGUUACGUGGUGAUAUUAAACUAAAGUUAGCAAUUCCAUUUCUUAAGUUAUGCGAUGGAAUUGUUGACCUCAAAGAACAUCGUAAUAUGACUGAUGAAACGAACUGUGAACAAUGGCCGUGUCAUACGACGCUUACGAAUUGCAGCGGAACAUGGAAUUGUCCAAAUGCCGUAGAUGAAAUAAAUUGUACGAAUUAUGAAAAGCAUUUUGGAUUAUGUUCUUACAACGAAUCAUAUUGCGUGCAGAAACCCUUUGAUAAUAUGACAUGUUAUAAUUUGGAAUUAGCCGGCGACAAUGUGAAUAAUUGUUUAGGAAAUGUAGAUGAACGGGUAAAUGGCUAUUGUCGCCUCGCCUAUCCAGGAAGAAGACGUCAACGAUUCCAAUGCCAAAACAGUAGUAUAUGUUUAGAUCCAAAACAAUUGUGUGACUGUCGCCAAGAUUGUCCAUAUGGUGACGAUGAAAAAGCGCUGUGCAAUUGGCUCACUGAUGUUAAAUGUGAUCCGGAUGGAAACAUAUUUUAUUGCCAAAAUGGUGAACCUAUUGAUUUGCAGUAUCGAUGUGAUAGCUAUUCGGACUGUGAUAAUUCAGAAGAUGAAUGGCUAUGUGAUAUCGUAGACGACACUCGGCAGACAGGAUAUUUUCUGCAAGACAUAAAUUUCUAUCCAGUACAAAAUUACUUGCCUCUGAUAGAUGAUAGUACCAAAGCAGAAAAACUGGGGCGUCAAAGUAAGAAGGUGAUACCGCUGACUGUGUCUCGAACGUACAACGACAAAUUAUAUUUUGCUUGGUAUUGUAAUCGAGGUUUAGUGGCACAAAAUCGACGUACAUCUAAAGACUUUUGUUUAUGCCCAUCGACAUAUUAUGGCCCAAGGUGUGAAUAUCAACGGAAGCGUAUAUCACUUAUUGUGCUUUUUUAUGUGCCAAUGCAUUUGUACAAGAAAACAACUGUCAUAAACUUUGUCUUCUAUUUGGUGGUCAAAGAUACUAGUGAAAUCAUUGAUUAUGAACAAAUUAAGCAUGUAUCGCACAAAAAUUGGUAUAAAAAAUAUUAUUUCUAUUUGUUGUAUCCAAAGAACGCUGCUGAAUCAAUACCUUACUCGAAUUAUUAUAUUCGUAUUGAUGCGUACAGCAUAUCAGCUGAUGAUGUGAAGUAUAUUACCACAUGGUACUAUAUUCUGCAAUUUCCCUUUCUGCCUGUUCAUCGAAUAACAUUAAAAUUAGUUUUGGAACAGUAUACCAAAAUUAACAAUAAGCAAUGUAAAUGUGCCCAUGGAACUUGUAUCAAAUAUUCGAACGACGGUGUACUAAUGGUUGUCAUUGGUCUCUUGCUUAACAUAUUAACAAUAAUAACGUUUUAUCCAACAUAUUCUCGAGAAAUCGGAUGUACUCUGUAUAUACUAUGUUCAUCGAUUAUUGGUCAAGCAAGUUUAUUUGUGCUUAGUUUAAAAUUAAUACAGUUGAUAUUAACUCCAAUAAACAAUUCGUCCUUUACACUUGUUAGUUGUAUUACUAUUGAAUAUUUUCUCAGAUUGUUUCCUGCAUUAUGUGAUUGGUUGAAUGCAUUCGUGUCAUGUGAACGUGCGUACAGUGUCAACAGCGGUCUCAGAUUUGACAAACGUAAAAGUAAAAAAUGUGCUAAACUAGCUAUUAUACUGCUUCUAAUAAUAAGCGUGUCAGCUAUUUUACAUGAACCAUUUCAUCGACAUAUUCUUGUUGAUCCAAGAAUUAACAGACGAGUUUGGUGCGUUGUGAGAUAUGAAAACAAUAACCGUUUAAAACAAUACAAUUUGGCUAUUAAUCUAAUAAAUUACAUUGUUCCGUUUACCAUCAAUUUGCUAGCUGCCAUCAGUAUUCUUAUUUCAUCCACAAAGAAGAAAUCUCAAGCAAAACAUGAACAUUUUCGAAUCAUAUUUCGAAAACAAUUUCAUCAAUAUAAACAUCUGAUAAGUAGUCCAAUUUUACUACUUAUCCUGGCAUUACC
Messenger RNA from Didymodactylos carnosus, 2984 nucleotides. The record is from the annotation of a GenBank genome assembly. NCBI's taxonomy places the organism in Eukaryota, Metazoa, Rotifera, Eurotatoria, Philodinida, Philodinidae.